UCCACUUCUCCUCACUCCCCACCCCACGGGUCCUGUCUGCCCCGAGCCACCGUAAUCUCCCCAGAGUUCUGCACCAGUGCCCACCUGCCAGCCCUGCUCUCCACGCAGCACCGGAAAGACCCGUGCUAAAAGGAGAUGCCCUGACCUCGCACCCGUUAGAAUGGUUGAACGACAACAAAGAAACAGAAAACAAGUGCCGGGGAGGACGUGGAGAAACUGGAACCCUCGUGCACUGCCGCCGGGAAGGUGAAACGGCGCGGCUGCGGUGGAGAACGGUAUAGCGGUUCCUCAAAAAAUUAAACACAGGAUUACCGUAUGGCCGUCAUGGCGGGCUUGCUGAAGAAGACCACUGGCCUUGUGGGACUGGCUGUAUGUGAGAGUCCACACGAGAGGCUAAAAAUAUUGUAUACAAAGAUUCUUGGACAAAUCCCUAAAAAUGCAGCAUACCGGAAGUAUACAGAACAGGUUACAACUGAGAAGCUGAGUAUGGUUAAAGCGGAGCCAGAUGUUACAAAAUUAGAAGAGCAACUUCAGGGAGGCCAAAUAGAAGAGGUGAUUCUUCAGGCUGAAAAUGAACUAAGCCUGGCAAGAAAAAUGGUGCAGUGGAAACCAUGGGAGCCUUUAGUGGAAGAGCCUCUUGCCAACCAAUGGAAGUGGCCGAUAUAAACAUCAUUAAAUGACUUGUGUGUUUAUGGGAAACUGAUGUAAUUAAAUAUUCUGUUAUAUUAAAAAUAUUUCCAUAUUAUUGACAUCUUAUAAUCAAGAAAACUGAUACAGACCAUAUAUAGGAGACUUGAUGAAAUUGCUGAUUAUGUA
Molecule: messenger RNA, 816 nt
Organism: Globicephala melas (long-finned pilot whale)
Lineage: Eukaryota; Metazoa; Chordata; Mammalia; Artiodactyla; Delphinidae
Source: RefSeq, a predicted model, not a curated record